AUGAUUGCUAACAGAAAACGUUCUAAUGAGGACGGCAUGUCACCUUCGUUGACCAGCGUAUCGUAUAACCAAGGACACAAAUCCCGUCGACGAAACAUUGACAAUGAUGCUAUGUAUGAGAAUACAACUACACAGAUUGACAGCCCACCUAUGAAUGAUGGAGAAUCAAAGAUGGCUGAAGUAACGAAGCACUGUCAUUCUUGUCACACCACUGAGACACCCGAAUGGCGUAAAGGUCCCAUGGGUCCUCGCACUCUUUGCAAUGCAUGCGGAUUAAUUUGGGCCAAAUUAUCGCGCAAUCAACGUGAUGAACGACCAAGCAAGAAUCGUAGACCUUCAACACGAUCCCCGCGUUCCGGAACUUGCUCACCGAAACAGCGCGGUAAAACUGUAGACCAGGCAACGUUAUCUCCAUCCACACCUCCCUCCUCAUCUUCUUCCUCCCCAGUACCUGUGCCAUCCUCACGAGAACCAUCUCCUGUUGAUGUUCCUGCUCCUCCUCUUCCUCCCUCUUCUUCUUCUACUACUACUACUAGUACCACGACACCAGACCACUCUGAUACCACACAUCAUCAUGCUGUAAACAAAUGUGCAUUAUCGUUCUUAUUGAGUUGA
Lichtheimia ornata is the source of this 615-nucleotide messenger RNA. RefSeq lists its product as uncharacterized. Gene Ontology annotation, biological process: regulation of DNA-templated transcription. Gene Ontology annotation, molecular function: sequence-specific DNA binding; zinc ion binding. NCBI's taxonomy places the organism in Eukaryota, Fungi, Mucoromycota, Mucoromycetes, Mucorales, Lichtheimiaceae. The record is from RefSeq and is a predicted model, not a curated record. The transcript is spliced from 6 exons. The coding region runs from base 1 to 615 and encodes 204 amino acids.